Molecule: messenger RNA, 222 nt
Organism: Enterobius vermicularis (human pinworm)
Lineage: Eukaryota; Metazoa; Nematoda; Chromadorea; Rhabditida; Oxyuridae
Source: the annotation of a GenBank genome assembly
AUGUCGUCGCAAUCGGCAGCGGCUGCAGCAGAAGUUGGUACGGCAAGUGCUUUAACAGCACCAUUGGCUGUCCAGCAGAAUGGUGACGGCAAUCCGGCGCUUGAUCGUAUCCGGCAAAUGUUACUGACGCCGCCGUCUAGCCGACCACCGGAGUUCGAAAAUCCUUUGGAGAAAAUUGAGCAACUGUUAACAUGUCCAAUAUGUUUAGAUCGGUAUAAGUAA